Molecule: messenger RNA, 3123 nt
Organism: Helianthus annuus (common sunflower)
Lineage: Eukaryota; Viridiplantae; Streptophyta; Magnoliopsida; Asterales; Asteraceae
Product: phosphatidate phosphatase PAH1
Exons: 11
Coding region: 416-2758 (780 amino acids)
Molecular function (GO): phosphatidate phosphatase activity
Source: RefSeq, a predicted model, not a curated record
ACAUCCAAAGAUAUCCAUCCCAACUCCCACACUCAACCCAAAAGUCCAAAACGUGAAGCCAACUAAAACACAUAAUAAAAAAAGACUAUUUUACAAUCAACAGAACAUCUACAGGAAGAAGAAACCUGUCUGAUUUGGUUGCAGCAAAAGAAAGUCAACUUAUUCCACUUUGACCAAUCUGCAUCUAUUUCUUGAUCCGGACUGUAGUACAAGAACUUGAGACUUCAGUCAUCUUCCAUUUUUGGAAUAACCCGAAUCGAUUUUUUGAGAUAAUUUUUAAUUAACAUAGAAAAGAGAACGGUUUUGGGUGUUUAAUUUUGUGAUUAGUGGUGCAAUAAUCGACGGCUUUUUGGAUGAACUAAAACGAAAAGUCAACGAACAUUCGGGUUUGACCUUUGACCAAAACAAAGACGAAAUGAUAAGUAGAGUGGGAAGUUACCUCUCUCAAAGUGUAUAUUCUGUUGCAACCCCUUUUCACCCGUUUGGUGGGGCCGUUGACAUAAUCGUUGUUCAACAACAAGAUGGAUCGUUUAGGAGCACCCCGUGGUACGUUAGGUUCGGAAAAUUUCAAGGUGUUCUCAAAGGAGCGGAAAAGAUCGUAAAAAUAGAAGUUAACGGAGUAGAAGCCGAUUUCCAUAUGUAUCUCGACAAUUCGGGUGAAGCUUAUUUUAUCAAAGAAAUCGAUCCCGAGAAAGAUAGUGAUGUAAACGAUUCCGAAAGUGUACUAGAGUCUAGAAAAGACGAUUUUGCCCCCGAGAAAAACAACAAUGUAGAGGUUCAGUUUCAAGAAGAUCAUGAGUUUCAAGGUGAACAAUCGCCUCUAGAUGGGUCGAUCGAGUUGUCGGAUUUCGGGUCGAAACAGUUUGAUAAUUUAGAAAAUGAUUUGGGGUCAAAUAGUUCGGAAGUCGUGUUGUUCAGCGUUGAUGGUCAAAUUUUGUCGGCUCCCAUAACAUCAAUGGAGGAAAACACCGAAAACGUGCAGUUAAGUACGCCUCAGUUUCAUUUGGGACCGAUCGAAGGCCCGGAAUUCGAAGGUGAUUUGGAUUUAAGUAAUGAAGCUACAUGGACUCAAUAUUUAAAUGAUAUUAGCAGACCGAAAGAUAAAGGCGAUGAAACUCAAACCGUAGUGAAUUUAGAGCGAGAACUAUCUAUAACAAGUCUUGUUGAUGAUUCACCGAGCGAUGUAAAAAAAGACGAUGUUUUCAAGAGUUGUUUGGCAUUAAACGAUUUGGGAAAGCAAGAAAACGGCGGUGAUCAUGAUGUGGAUGUUGAAGGAUUACAAGUAGGAAAUGAAAGUGAAGGGGUUGAAAACGUCGAAUCUUUAAAGGUAGAGGUUAAAAGCGUCGAAUCUAGUAAGUUGGAGGUUGAAACUGAAUCAACAGGGGUAAAUGUAAAUUCAUUGGAUAUUGAACAUAAAGUUUCUGAUGUUGAAAUUGUUAAAGAUCACGAUGGUGAAGAAUUUGAACGUGGCGAAAAUAGUCCCUAUGGGCCUGAACAUGAAGACGAUGAUAAUGACAAAUUUGAUGGAUCGAGACGUACAAGGAUAGAGAUAUCUCUUUGCGGGAAUUUGCUUCGUCCCGGUAUGGGUUCAAGUACAGCUUCCGAAACCUUCAACGCCCACCGCAUAUCCGAGGAAGAAUUCAAAAUUUCCGCAGCAUCAAUUAUAAAAAACGACAGCUUAAUAAUCAAAAUCGAAGAUAAAUACUUUACAUGGGAUAAAGUUGCUCAUAUCGUUCUUGGAACAGCUGCAUACGGGCUAGAAAUGCACGUUGACCCCAAUGACGCGAUUCCCGUUGACUGGAAUGAAGAAACCAGUCUCGCUUCAACUCCAUCGGGCCGUAGAUGGUGGCUCUGGCCCAUUGCUUUUAGACGCGUUAAAACUCUUGACCAUAAUAACAGUAAUUUGUCUGGUGAAGAUGUUUUUCUUGAUUCAGAAUCGGUUUUUGAUUCUCCGCAAUCCGUAGAGAAGAGCCCACAGUCUCCACAAAAGCAACUUGUUAGGACCCAAAAUCCCACUAGUGAGCAAAUAUCGUCGUUGAAAUUAAAAGACGGGCAGAAUAUGGUUUCGUUUGUUUUUUCGACCCGCGUUUUAGGCGUUCAAAAGGUUGAUGCUCAUAUUUAUUUGUGGAAGUGGAAUGCAAGGAUUGUGAUAUCCGACGUCGAUGGGACGAUCACAAAGUCUGAUGUUCUUGGUCAGUUCAUGCCCCUAGUUGGUAGGGAUUGGUCUCAAUCCGGGGUAGCUCAACUUUUUUCUGCUAUAAAGGAAAACGGAUAUCAGUUGCUGUUUCUAAGUGCUCGUGCAAUUGUUCAAGCAUAUAUCACUAGAAAUUUCCUCAUUAAUCUCAAGCAGGAUGGGAAAGCUUUACCCAAUGGUCCGGUUGUUAUUUCACCCGAUGGCUUAUUUCCUUCAUUGUACCGUGAGGUUAUUAGAAGAGCGCCUCACGAAUUCAAGAUCGCGUGUUUAGAAGAUAUUAGAGCACUUUUUCCAGCCGAUUACAACCCAUUUUAUGCGGGGUUCGGUAACCGAGACACCGACGAGCUUAGUUAUAGGAAAAUCGGGAUUCCGAAGGGUAAAAUCUUCAUAAUCAACCCUAAGGGUGAGGUAGCCAUUAGUCAUCGGAUCGACAUGAAGGGGAAGUCAUACACUUCUUUGCACACAUUAGUCAAUGAUAUGUUCCCCCCAACAUCAAUGGUUGAACAGGAAGAUUAUAACUCAUGGAAUUAUUGGAAAAUGCCAAUGCCAGACGUCGACUUGUAGAGUAGUUCAAGGACCUAAUUGUAAUUUAUGAACGAUGGAUCAGGUCUUUUUUGUUCAUAUCAAGCUCUCGGGUUCUUCCAUCCUCGCGGUUGUAGUCACGAAGCAUUAAUUCGUAUACGGAACUGGUUAGUUUUUAUUUGUAUAUCUAAACAGACACAUUAGGGUCGGGUCGGGUCGGGUCGGUCAGUUAUGAAUAUUUUCGUAGUAAUCCCUAUGUUCUUAUAGCCAAGAUCAUAAGUGUAUUUAUCAUCGAAUCCGAGAUGUAAUCGGACGAAAAACAAGCGCUAGUGUCAUGUGAAAAACAUUUAAAAUGUAACCGAAUCUUGACAUUUACAUUCAUAGUUGAUACUUUUGAUUACAGAAUA